Zychaea mexicana is the source of this 2085-nucleotide messenger RNA. RefSeq lists its product as uncharacterized. The record is from RefSeq and is a predicted model, not a curated record. Gene Ontology annotation, molecular function: DNA-binding transcription factor activity, RNA polymerase II-specific; RNA polymerase II transcription regulatory region sequence-specific DNA binding; zinc ion binding. Gene Ontology annotation, cellular component: nucleus. Lineage: Eukaryota; Fungi; Mucoromycota; Mucoromycetes; Mucorales; Lichtheimiaceae. Bases 141 to 1751 code for a protein of 536 amino acids. Gene Ontology annotation, biological process: cellular response to starvation; regulation of DNA-templated transcription. The transcript has 7 exons.
UUCUAAACCUUCUUUCUUCUCUCUCUCUCUUCUCUCUCUUUCGUCCCUCUUUCUUUCUUGCUCUGCUCUUUCUCUCUCCACCCUACUCUCCAUCCAUCGUAUGUCAAAUUAACAUUUAUGUUGCUGCUGAUAUAUAAGCCAUGCAAGACAUUCAAUUCAAUAACUACGUAAAAUACGACCGCUUCGAGACACCAGAGUCUGAGAGCAGCAAACGGAAAAAGGCAACUCGAGCUUGUUUUCACUGCCAAAAAGCCCAUUUGACAUGCGAUGACUCACGACCGUGCCAACGAUGCGUCAAACGCGGCCUGGCGCCCACUUGCACAGACGCCGUUCGGAAACGAGCAAAAUACCUCCAAGAGAAUGCAGCUGACAGCAACAGUAGCAGCAGCAACAACGACAACAACACUUCCUCCUCCACAUCCUCCAGUGCACCUACUACCGAUAAUUUGUUUACCACCAGCUCCUUUAGUGUCGAUGCCAUGGGCGACCAACAGCAGCAACCACAACAGCAAGAUCAACAACAACAACAACAAUCCAUGGGCUUUGUCGACGCGAACCAGUUUUUGAAUUUUUCACUGGGCGAUUUAGGAUUCGGUUCGGAAUCAGCUGGUCUCGAGUACGGAUUCAUUGGCAACAUGCUACAAAAUCCACUCGAUCCAUCUUCACUCAAUGACGCGAAUCCACCAUCAGCUGCAAUGAAUCUAGCCAACAGCACAACGGCAUUGUUACCUAGCAAUGGUAACGAUUAUGCAACGUCCGCCAACUUGUUUGCAUUGUCAAAUGGGCAGCAAACGACGACGUCUUAUCUUGCCCCACAGGGUUUGUCGUUAUUUCCAAUGUCUGCGACAGUUGCUUUUGCUCCAGGGGCAAAUCCAUUAGCAAACACUCAACUGCCAUCGCAAGAACAGCAGCAACAGACACCACCACCAAUUUCUACAAGUCCGGCCAUAGCUGCUAGUCCUUUGACGACAACGACAACGACGACUGGCAGUAAUAACAACAAGAAUAAUAGUAAUAGUAGUAGUACCAUCAACAACAGCAAUAAGAAUAGCAAAAAGCAUGUUGUCAGAAACAACAACACUAGCAACAGUGGCAGCAGUAGCGACAGCGAACAACGACCUUCUCCACAACGAUUCGCACCGAUGAAACAGCAAAAAUCACCUAAUAACCUUACCAUCACCUCCACGCCUGUUGCAUCUACAGCCUCCUCUUCACCACCAGCCGUCUCGCCAUCGUCCUCUCCAUCCGCCCCCAAACGACACAAUGCAUCCAUAUCGUCAACGGGCAGUAAUGGGAUCGUGCCUCGACGAAAACUAAAUACCCCGGAAACCGUCUACCUUGGUGUACGGCGACCGUUUAACUAUGCUGAAGGAUUCCAUUACCUCAUUGAAUACGUCAAAGAACGGAUGAGUCGAGAGGAUUUGAUGCGGAUCAGUAGGGCAUUAGCGGUGUUUCGACCUUCGUUUCUUGCUCUCAUUAUGAACUUGAAUGAAGAGGAUUUGGUAUUUAUGGAGAAAUGUAUCCAACGAACACUUUUGGAAUACGAGAAGCUCAUCAGUUUCUCAGGAACACCCACUGUGGUAUGGCGGAGGACGGGCGAAGUGUGUCUCGUUGGGAAAGAGUUUCUCCUCCUGACACAAUGGCCAAGGGAUACCCUGUUGAGCAAAAAGACGUAUAUCUAUGAGGUAAUCACUGACACACGACGCGAGUGGAUACAUGUAUCUGGACAAAAGAGAAAGAAAGAUGGAUAAGAAGGAAAUGGACUGAUCCAUCAUCGCCCACUGUCUGUUGUGUAAUUAGCUGAUGGACAAUCGAUCAGCAGUGGAGUAUUGGGAAAAAUUCGCGACACAUGCAUUCGACAAUACCGACAAAUCGUGUACCUACUCUUGUAUCUUAAAAACACCUAGCCAGAAGGCUGUGCCCUGUACAUUUUGCUUCACCAUCAAACGUGACAUUUUCGAUCUUCCAAGUGUUAUUGUAGGCAAUGUAAGUUACGCUCUUUAUGAUCGAACUGGGUCCUUUUGUGUGGUACUGAUUCUGCUCUCUUUUUCUUCCUCUUUAGUUUCUCCCUAUUUUGAGCUAGCA